UUGAAGCAGGGCAGUGUUCGGUGUUCGCUCUCUAGGCAGAAGGGAGGGGUCCCCCUGCUCAACGGUUAGACUUUAGUAUCCAACUAUCACUAUCUAUUUUCCCAAGAUCUCGUGCCAGUGCCUCUGAAAAUCUUAGAAUCGGCUUAGAUUUUAUUUUUUUAAUUGAAAAAUCAGUGAACUCAGUGCCAGAAAAUUAGUACACGUGAUGGUUCAGUGCAUUCCUUCAGUCGUUAUGUGCAUCCGUUCUCAAUUUUCUCACACUAUUCCCCUCUCCCCACAUGUGGAAUUUCAGUGAAUUUUCUUCGCUUCUAAUGCUAACGCAUAAGAUGACAGUUUCACGAAUUUCCUGACCGGAAUAGAAAAUUGUGCAUUUUUGGAUUAUCUGGAGGAGACAAAUUUUGUAGAAAUCAAGAUGGCUGAAGACUCAAUGUUUCACCUACGCUGGAACAAUCACCUGCCAAACAUGCUCUCAGUAUUUAGGCAUCUGUUUGAAAGUCAAACGCUCACAGAUGUCACACUAUGGCUAGAUGGAGGAAAAUCUACUGUAAAAUGCCACAAAAUAAUUUUGGUCGCGAGCUCUUCCUUUUUCGAAGACAUUUUUUCUAGUUUGCCUCAAAAAACACAUCCUGAUAUCGUCCUGCCACAGGUGACGGUGUCUGACAUGAGGCCUAUUCUGGAUUUUAUUUAUCGUGGGGAAAUAAAUGUAGCAGCAGAGGAAUUGAAGAAUCUGCUUACACUAGCAAAUUUUUUAAAGGUAAAAGGACUCGUUACUGAGGGUAAUGUGGAGGAUUAUGAAAAAGAAAUCGAUGCUGUUAUUUCUCCAACUCCAGUGAUGGGCAAAAGUACAUCAAGUAGCACAGUCCGAAACAGCGAUCACACCUCUGUUCAACACUCCACUGGUGGCUCUUACGAGGUUGACGAAAAAGCUCAGCCAAAGUUGCAUAAUUUGCCAUUUUCCAAUCCACUUUGGGAAUACGCUGGCCAUCCCCUCGAUCCUGAAUCGAACUUCGAAUCAACAAAGAGCUCGAUAAAAGAGGAACCUUCAACCGGAGAAUCACCCAUAAUUCGGACUAUGUUGUGUCAGAAUCGACCGGAUUAUCCGGAGGGUGUACAAAUUCGGCGAUCGGAUAGUUGCGACCGACCCUACCGCUAUCACAGUAAUGAAUCAGCAAGCAUAAAACGGAGACAUAGUGCUGACUUUUUAAGAAUGGAUCACAAUCCUUAUGGGUCCAUCAUUAAGGAUGAGGACGAAAGCAGUUCACAAGGGCAAAGUCGACAUGCGCAUCAAGGUUCCACGAGACACAGUCCACUACAGAAAGCAGAGUGGAAAAAGUACAAACAGUAUACUAACGCUGAUCUACAACAAGCCUUGAAAGCGAUGGAAAUGGGAGUCUCUCCGGUAGCAGCAUCAAAGGAAUUCAAGGUUCCAUCGCGGACACUUUAUGACAAAGCAAAAAAACUUGGUAUAAAUAUGAAAAAAAUAAAAAGAAACAUCAACAACAGCAAUAAUAACAGCAGUAGCGCUGCAUUUCCAUAUGGAUUGGGUGGAAAUGCUAAUGGUCGCAUCUAUAGGAAUUUAUCAGAAAGUGAUUAUGAUGAACCAAGCGGUACUUUUACUCAACAUUCCUCAUCAUCACAAAAUUAUGCGACAGAUCAACCAUAUGAGAGUAUGACUAUCGAUGUAAGUGGAUCGAGUCGAAGUCCUGAAACUCGACCUGUGACACCUGAUGCCACCACUGAAGAUGCCGUGCAAGAUCUUUCGGUUAAGGGUAAAUGUGAUAAUGGGGGAGUUAUAAUAUCACCACCUAAGCGUGAGUUAAAAUAACAAUACUGUCGGGUUUCGUCUAUAAAUUAGGUGACCCAACGGCGAGGGUGGGAGCGAAGGGUCAAAAAAUAGCGCGACCUAAUUUAUCAACGAAACCUUGAGAGAAAAUAGUAGCUGAAGCUGAUAAUAAGAAUUUAUCAAAUAAAUGUUUCUGUAAUUUUGGGAUAUACAUAAUAUUUUAGUUAUGAUCAUUGUAAUCGAUGAAAAUAUUAUAUUACAGAUACAUGGCGUACAUAAAAUUUACAUACCUGUUAUGUAACUGUUUACGUAAGUGCUAUAUAACAAUUAUGAACAUCUUUUAUUUCCUAUCAUCAAGCUUCUGGGCUAUUUUCUCAGUGUAAAGCCGUACUUUCAACUUUACCUUUUCACAAUUAAAAAUGACGUAUGGGACUUCAAUCUCGAGCCUUUAUAAAAAUGAAUACUAAAAUGCAUCCCAUAAAACACAGGAAAAAGAGUGAUAUCACAGCUAUAUAAAAAAAAUUAUAUUUGUGUAAAUACGUUAUAUAACCGUUACAUUCAAUAUGUUAUGUAACCCUAAUGAAAAGUAUUUUGUAACUGGAAGAUAACCAGUAUGGAAAUUAUUUGAAUAUUUUCUUUUGUUUUAUGUAAGUGUUACAUAUUAGAUGCACAAAACAUUAAAAACAUAUUGGUUAUAUGUCAGUUAUAUAACUGCUUAAUAACUGUGAAAAUGGGGAGGUUGCAUUACAAUUUUGUAUUUUAAAAAACUCAAACAAGACUGAGAGUGCGUCUGCCUUUUAGAGACUGGUAUAUAGUUAUUUUACGUCCCUCUCGAGUACAUUAAUUUUUAUUUGCAAUUAUCUUUAUUGCUGAGAAACGGUGAUGAGACUUAAGAUCUAUACCAGACGAAAUAUUGUUUUUGAACGUGUUUCUUCACAGCAUUUAAUGCUCUUGAUAGGACGAUUAUUAUUAUAGAGAAAUGUAUAUUGUCUUGAAAAGUGCCGUUGCGACUGAGAUAUCGCUGUUAUGAUUUUUUAUUCCCCUGAUGAGAUAACAUCAGUUUAGAAAAAAUUGUAACAUUUAUGCAACUGUCAGGUAACGUUUAUAUAACACAUGUAACUAUUGUAUAACUUAUGUAACGGUUAAAUAAUCGUUAGCUAGCAGUUUUGUUACGUUUUACUAAACUGAGUGCUGAGAAAUCACACAGGGGAAUCAUAAGGUUACAUAUCGUUACCGAAUUUUUCUCCGGGAUACAGCUGCAAUAAUGCUCAACGACAUAUCUAGAAAUAGUUUUUCGCACAAAUAACUACCUCAAUUAAAGUACAAUGAACAAUCCUGUUCGUAAUCUUAAAGACUGAUAGAAACUGAAUUCAGAAAUAGAGAUCACUAUUUUGCUAAGGGAAUUAUCGUAGGCUAACGAGAAAUCGAAAAUGCAAAGUACAAAAUAACCGAAGAUUCCCUUGGUACCAUAUUUAGUAAUAUAAUAUCACGUUCAUCGCGCAUAUUCAUGCAUAUAUUCUUACAUUGAUGAAUAUAAAGAUAUAUUACAUUAUAAGAGAACGGAUUAAUACAUUAUGAAUCGGUAUCGAUGUAUAUUAAGUUUAAGAAAUAUGCAGUAAACAUUGUUACCUCUCUGUUACAUAACAGUUCCAAAAUGUGUUUACUAAGUAGUCAUUCUACUUUGUACGGUUGCCUUAUCGAUGCCGUCUAACGGUUAUGUAUUUUAUAAAUUUUCAGAGCAUUUUUUACUUUGGGAUAUGCAUAAUAAUUAGGUUAUAAUCAUUUUAAUCGAUGAAAAAAAUGUUCUUCGUAAAGUGUUGCAGGUUUUAGUAAAUGUUCUAAUAAAACCCGAAAUGUUAUAUAUCUGUUACGUAAUUGUAAUAAAACAGAAGCUCUACAUUGUUCCAACAGUAAUGAAAUGUUAAAGCACUGUUAUAGUAAGAUGUUACUUUUCUGCUACACAGAAUUUGCUGCCAAACAUACAAGUUACAUAAUAUUUAUAUAACGUUUUACAAGGGACUUUAAAUUGUACAAUCUGUAUAAUAGAUUCUGUGUAUGUAAUUGCACACGUGUGAUUUGAUUUCAAAACGAUUUUUCUUCAAUCAUUUUCAUACAAAUCACAGUUGAUUAAAGCUCUGUUUAUUGUGCUUUUUAUAUUGUUAGAUUAAGUGUAGCCAUAGAUGAUGGAUACCAUUAAAUAUGUGAAAACAUGAUUGAUGCCUUUUUAUCCAUAAUUAUUAGAAUUUUUUAUUUUAUGUCGCAGAGACAAUUGUAACCAAUAGUUGAUUAUAUUAGUGAAUGAGAGAUAAAAGUUUAAAGUGUUAAGUUGCUGUUAUGUAACCAUAAAACUUUAUUUUAACUAGUGACCUGGACAAAUUUUACGUCAUUUUUGGAAAAUUAACAAAUAUGUCGAAUAUUUGAAUGCUAUGAACUUUAACGCAAUAGUUACAUAGCAGUUACAUAAAAACUUUUAAUGAAUCUAGACGUAUCUCAGUGAUUAAGUUACCUUCAAUAAUGCCUUAGCAACUCAAGUAUAUUAUUUGUACUAUUAAGACUGAUUUUUUCAUUUUUUAGGUUUAUCACAAUUUUCCUUGUAGUUACAGGUAUAUUGUUUAAAUAGUAUGUCUAUGUACCUAAAGUAUAUGCAUAAUAAAUGUUUCUAUCGCAAAGCGAGUAAGGGUACCUUUUCACGGAGCAACAUUUUAGAGCUCAAAAAUUGAUUUCUAAACAUUAUCAAAACGUGAGUGUACUAUUUGAAACGAAUUUUGUAGCAUUCUUAAAUUUCCAGUUGUGUGAUACCAAUUCUAUUGUUCAAGUCUGUUAUCAAAUAAAAAAUUAUGAACGUA
Belonocnema kinseyi is the source of this 4629-nucleotide messenger RNA. RefSeq lists its product as uncharacterized. Gene Ontology annotation, cellular component: nucleus. Gene Ontology annotation, biological process: regulation of transcription by RNA polymerase II. Lineage: Eukaryota; Metazoa; Arthropoda; Insecta; Hymenoptera; Cynipidae. The transcript has 4 exons. Bases 413 to 1825 code for a protein of 470 amino acids. Gene Ontology annotation, molecular function: protein binding; DNA binding. The record is from RefSeq and is a predicted model, not a curated record.